Messenger RNA from Orycteropus afer afer, 5922 nucleotides. RefSeq names its product nucleoporin 205 (gene NUP205). Gene Ontology annotation, molecular function: structural constituent of nuclear pore. The transcript is spliced from 42 exons. NCBI's taxonomy places the organism in Eukaryota, Metazoa, Chordata, Mammalia, Tubulidentata, Orycteropodidae. The record is from RefSeq and is a predicted model, not a curated record. Gene Ontology annotation, biological process: nuclear pore organization. Gene Ontology annotation, cellular component: nuclear pore; nuclear pore inner ring. Bases 1 to 5922 code for a protein of 1973 amino acids.
AUGGCGACGCCGUUGGCGGUAAAUUCGGCUGCUAGUCUGUGGGGUCCUUACAAAGACAUUUGGCAAACGGUGGGAAAUGCUCUUUGGAAAAGACAACCGGAAGCUGUUCACCUGCUUGACAUGGUUCUGAAGAAACAUAAACCGGACUUCAUCUCAUUGUUCAAAAAUCCACCAAAGCAUGUUCAACAACAUGAGAAGGUUCAGAAGGCCAGUAUGGAGGGAGUUGCCAUCCAAGGCCAGCAGGGGACCCGACUUCUUCCAGAACAGCUCAUUAAAGAAGCCUUUGUCCUCAGUGACCUUUUUGACAUUGGGGAACUGGCAGCUGUUGAGCUUCUCCUUGCUGGUGAGCACCAGCAGCCACAUUUUCCCGGCCUCACCCGAGGGUUAGUGGCUGUUCUUUUAUACUGGGAUGGAAAGCGGUGCAUUGCAAAUUCCCUGAAAGCCUUGAUACAGUCUAGACGGGGGAAGACGUGGACCCUGGAGCUCAGUCCAGAGCUGGUUUCCAUGACAACACAUUUUACAGAUGAGCUGAUGGAGCAAGGAUUGACUUACAAAGUUCUUACCCUGGUGUCACAGAUUGAUGUGAACAAUGAGUUUGAGAAACUGCAGCGAGAGAGAGGCCUGGGCAGUGAAAAGCAUCGCAAAGAGGUCUCUGACCUCAUCAAGGAGUGCAGGCAGUCUCUGGCAGAAAGCCUGUUUGCCUGGGCUUGCCAGUCACCGUUGGGUAGAGAUGACACUCUGCUUCUCAUUGGGCAUUUGGAAAGAGUCACCGUUGAGGCGAAUGGCUCAUUGGAUGCAGUGAAUCUGGCUCUUCUCAUGGCCCUGCUGUACUGCUUCGAUAUCAGCUUCAUACUCCAGAGCACCGAGGAACGUGACGAUAUGCUCCACCAUUUUCCGCUUUUGACGGAGAGACAGUACAUUGCCACCAUUCAUUCUCGCCUUCAGGAUUCACAGCUGUGGAAGCUGCCCGGCCUGCAGGCCACUGUGAGGCUCUCCUGGGCACUGGCCCUGAGGGGCAUAUCCCAGCUGCCCGACGUGACAGCUCUGGCUGAGUUCACAGAAGCAGAUGAAGCCAUGGUGGAGCUUGCCAUUGCUGACAAUGUUUUCCUGUUCCUCACUGAAUCUGUGGUCACCUCAGAGAACUUCUACCAGGAGGAAUUUUACAUCCGCAGAGUCCAUAACCUCAUCACAGAUUUCCUCACACUUAUGCCAAUGAAGGUGAAGCAGUUGAGGAAUCGGGCAGAUGAAGAUGCUCGGAUGAUCCACAUGAGCACGCAGAUGGGAAACGAGCCUCCCAUUUCACUGCGAAGGGAUCUCGAACACUUGAUGCUCCUGAUAGGGGAGCUGUAUAAACGGAAUUCCUUUAAUUUGGAGCUUGCUCUGGAGUACUGGUGCCCCUCAGAGCCUCUUCAGACUCCCACAGUCAUGGGCUCGUACCUGGGAGUGGCUCACCAGCGACCACCUCAGCGCCAGGUUGUCUUAUCAAAGUUCGUUAGGCAAAUGGGUGACCUGUUGCCUCCAACUAUUUAUAUUCCUUAUUUGAAAAUGCUCCAGGGCUUGGCCAGUGGGCCCCAGUGUGCCCACUACUGCUUCAGUCUGCUCAAAGUCAACGGGAGCAGUCAUGUUGAGAACAUGCAGGGGACCGGGGGCAGUCCUGUCUCCUGGGAACAUUUCUUUCACUCCUUAAUGCUUUACCAUGAGCACCUCCGAAAGGAUCUGCCAAGUGCAGACAGCGUCCAGUACCGCCACCUUCCUUCUCGCGGCAUCACUCAGAAGGAGCAGGACGGACUGAUUGCCUUCUUACAGCUUACCUCCACCAUCAUUACCUGGAGUGAGAACGCGCGCUUGGCCCUCUGCGAGCACCCCCAGUGGACGCCCGUGGUCGUGAUUCUGGGGCUCCUGCAGUGCAGCAUCCCCCCUGUCCUGAAAGCCGAACUGCUCAAGACGCUCGCGGCUUUCGGGAAGUCACCUGAAAUCGCAGCUUCCCUCUGGCAGUCGUUGGAGUACACUCAGAUACUGCAGACCGUGAGGGCACCCAGUCAGAGGCAAGCUAUCGGAAUUGAGGUCGAACUGAAUGAAAUAGAGUCCCGGUGUGAAGAAUACCCCUUGACCCGGGCCUUUUGCCAGCUGCUUAGCACCCUGGUGGAGAGCUCCGCCCCUUCUAAUUUGGGUGCUGGACUGCGGCCCCCUGGCUUUGACCCCUACUUGCAGUUCCUCAGAGAUUCUGUGUUUCUUCGAUUCCGCACAAGAGCUUACCGGAGAGCAGCUGAAAAGUGGGAAGUUGCUGAGGUGGUUUUGGAGGUGUUUUAUAAACUGCUCAGAGACUACGAGCCUCAGCUUGAAGACUUUGUCGACCAGUUUGUGGAACUGCAAGGAGAAGAAAUCAUAGCCUAUAAGCCGCCUGGGUUCAGUCUGAUGUAUCAUCUUCUGAAUGAAUCACCGAUGUUGGAGCUCAUGCUUAGCUUACUGGAAGAGGGGGUGAAGCAGCUUGAUACCUACGCCCCUUUCCCUGGGAAGAAGCACUUGGAGAAAGCCGUUGAGCAUUGCCUGGCACUUCUUAAUCUUGCUCUGCAGAAGGACAACCUCUUUAUGGACCUUCUUCGAGAGAGUCAGCUGGCUCUGAUAGUGUCUCCCUUAGAACAGCUUUUACAGGGGAUCAAUCCCAGAACUAAGAAGGCAGAUAACGUGGUGAACAUUGCCAGGUGCCUCUGCCAUGGCAACACGAGUCCUGAGUUGGCGUUUGAAAGUGCCAAGAUCCUGUGCUGUAUCUCUUGCAACUCCAACAUUCAGAUAAAGUUGGUUGGAGAUUUCACACAUGACCAGAGUGUAAGUCAGAAGCUGAUGGCUGGGUUUGUGGAGUGUUUGGAUAAUGAAGAUGCAGAAGAAUUUGUACGUCUAGAGGAGGGGUCAGAAUUUGAAAAGAAAGUACUUCUAAUCCGUCACGAAACAAGAAUCCACAUCUUGAAUCUUCUCAUCACGUCUCUGGAGCGCAACCCACCCAACCUUGCACUGUACUUGUUGGGCUUUGAGUUAAAGAAACCUGUCAGUACCACCAACCUCCAAGACCCAGGAGUGCUGGGUUGCCCUCGGACAUGCCUUCAUGCCAUCUUAAACAUCUUGGAGAAAGGAACCAAGGGGAGAACUGGCCCGCUGGCUGUGAAGGAGUCUCCGCAGCUCGCCGAGCUGUGUUAUCAGUAUGAAAUAUCUAUGCUGAACCAGAUGUCCUGGCUCAUGAAGACUGCCUCAAUAGAGCUCAGGGUGACUUCUCUGAAUCGUCAGCGGUCACAUACCCAGAGGCUCCUGCACUUGUUGCUGGAUGACAUGCCAGUGAAGCCAUACUCAGAUGGUGAAGGAGGAAUAGAGGAUGAAAACAGGUCUAUCUCUGGGUUCCUUCACUUUGACGCUGCUACGAAAGUCCGUCGAAAAAUUCUCAGUAUUUUGGACUCAGUUGACUUCAGUCAGGAGAUCCCUGAGCCUCUGCAGCUGGAUUUCUUUGAUCGGGCCCAGGUGGAACAAGUUAUUGCGAAUUGUGAACACAAGAAUUUACGGGGACAGACAGUCUGCAAUGUGAAGCUGCUCCACAGAGUUCUUGUAGCCGAGGUCAAUGCCCUUCAGGGAAUGGCAGCCAUAGGACAGAGGCCUCUGCUGAUGGAGGAGAUCAGCACCAUCCUCCAGUAUGUGGUGGAAAGGAACAAACUCCUGCAGUGUCUUCACGCAAAGCGGCAUGCGCUAGAGUCGUGGCGGCAGCUGGUGGAGAUUAUCCUGACGGCCUGUCCCCAGGACCUCAUUCAGACAGAGGACCGGCAACUGAUCAUCCGUGACAUCUUACAAGACGUGCAUGAUAAGAUACUGGAUGACGAAGCAGCCCAGGAGUUAAUGCCUGUAGUGGCAGGCGUCGUGUUCACCCUGACUGCCCACCUCAGCCAGGCUGUCCGCACAGAACAGAAGCAGCCGCUGGUCUUAGGGUCCCGUGAGGUCCACUCGGUGUUUCUGCUUGAUGCAUCUCUCGCCUCGCCGCCUCCUGUGGAGAGCCCCGUGGUGGGCUUUGCUUCCAUUGGAGAUUCCUCACUUCACAUCAUACUGAAGAAGCUGUUAGACUUCAUUUUGAAGACAGGUGGUGGAUUCCAGCGUGUGAGGACUCACCUGUAUGGCUCUCUGCUCUAUUACUUACAGGUUGCCCAGAGACCGGAUGAACCAGAUACCUUAGAAACAGCCAAGAAAAGCAUGUGGGAGAGGCUGACAGCCCCUGAAGAUGUGUUUAGUAAGUUACAGCGAGAAAAUAUCGGCAUCAUCGAGAGCUACGGUGCCGCACUCAUGGAGGUGGUGUGUCGGGACGCCUGCGACGGCCAUGAGAUUGGCAGGAUGCUGGCCUUGGCGCUCCUGGACCGGAUUGUCUCUGUGGAUAAGCAGCAGCAGUGGCUCCUGUAUCUUUCCAACAGCGGCUACUUGAAGGUGCUCGUGGACAGCUUGGUGGAUGACGACCGGACCUUGCAGAGCCUGCUCACCCCACAGCCGCCUCUUCUCAAAGCCCUUUACACUUACGAGUCCAAGAUGGCGUUCCUCACCAGAGUGGCUAAGAUACAGCAGGGCGCUUUGGAGCUGCUGCGGGCCGGGGUCAUCGUGCAGCUUGCCCAGUGCCAAGUUUACGACAUGCGCCCAGAAAUGGACCCUCAGGGCAUGUUUGGCAUGAGAGACCCCCCGGUGUUCAUCCCCACCCCAGCGGAUCGGUACCGGCAGAUCCUCCUUCCUGCGCUGCAGCUGUGCCAGGUCAUCCUCACGUCGAGUAUGGUCCAACACCUGCAGGCAGCCUCACAGGUGUUGCAGUUUCUCAUUUCCCAUUCCGACACCAUCCAAGCAAUCCUGCGCUGUCAGGACGUGAGUGCGGGGUCUCUGCAGGAGUUGGCUCUGCUGACAGGAAUUAUCAGCAAGGCGGCACUGCCUGGUAUAGUAAGUGAACUUGACGUUGAUGUAAAUGAAGGAUCUUUAAUGGAAUUACAGGGACAUAUUGGACGAUUCCAGCGUCAGUGCUUAGGGCUGCUCAGUCGCUUUGGUGGCUCCGACAGGCUGCGUCAGUUUAAAUUUCAAGACGAUAACGUGGCAGCAGAUCGAGUGAGCAAAAAGGAUGAGAUUGAACUGGCCGUGCAGCAGAUCUGUGCCAACGUCAUGGAAUAUUGCCAGUCCCUCAUGUUGCAGAGCUCACCUACCUGUCAGCAUGCUGCCUGUCUCUUCACCCCCAGCCUUUCCGAGACCAUGAACAGAGACGGACCACGGCCAGAUCCCCAAGCUCCAGUGGUUCCGUAUUGGCGCCUGCCUGGCCUGGGCAUCAUUGUCCACCUGCUGAAGCAGAGUGCCAGUGACUUCUUCAGUUACUAUGACAGCCAUCGGCGGAGUGUCAACAAGCUUCAGAAUGUCGAGCAGCUGCCCCCAGACGAGAUAAAAGAGUUGUGCCAGUCUUUGCUGCCUGCUGGAGUCGAUAAAAUAUCCACUGCCCAGAAGUAUGUCCUGGCAAGACGGCGUUUGGUGAAGCUGAUCAACAAUGGCGCUAAGCUGCUUUCUCUCUGCUCCUUCAUCAUAGAGACCUGCCUGUUCAUUUUCUGGCGCCACCUGGAGUACUACCUGCUGCAUUGCACGCCCACCGACUCUCAGGAUGCCCUGUUUGCCUCUAGGACCUUACUUAAGAGCAGACGGCUACAAGAUCCCUUCGCCCCUGACACCAGCCUGGACUUCAGAAGUGGGCUGACUGUGGUGAGCCAACACGACGUAGACCAGCUGCAGACUGACUCCAUCAACGCGUUUGGAGAAUCACUGCAGAAGAAGCUACUGGACAUUGAAGGGCUGUAUUCCAAAGUCCGGUCUCGCCACAGUUUCAUACAAGCCCUGGUCAGACGCAUCCGCGGCCUGCUGAGGAGACCAAGGAACUGA